This is a messenger RNA of Cloeon dipterum, 2193 nucleotides long. RefSeq names its product athos (gene ath). Gene Ontology annotation, molecular function: double-stranded RNA binding; ATP binding; helicase activity. Gene Ontology annotation, biological process: positive regulation of transcription by RNA polymerase I. The transcript is spliced from 10 exons. The coding region runs from base 37 to 2130 and encodes 697 amino acids. Gene Ontology annotation, cellular component: nucleolus; intracellular anatomical structure. The record is from RefSeq and is a predicted model, not a curated record. Lineage: Eukaryota; Metazoa; Arthropoda; Insecta; Ephemeroptera; Baetidae.
CGCACGCGGCCGUCGUGUUUGUCUCCGUCCGUGCUCAUGGACAUGGAGGCGAGCAAGUACAACGUGGUGAGCAAGCGUCCGCUGGCGGCGGCGACUGUCCCGUCGCCGGACAAGGCGAAGAAGGCCAAGUUCGGCGAGCAGGCGGCGCAGCCGCGGGUGAACGACCAGCCGGGCCUGUCGUGGGAGAGUUUCCAGAAGCAGCGGCAGGCGCUGCCCAUCUUCAAGUGCAGGGCCAGGGUGAUCAACGCCGUACGCGGGCAGCAGACGGUGGUGCUGAUCGGCGAGACAGCGUGCGGCAAGACGACGCAGGUGCCGCAGUUCCUGCUCGAGGCCGGCCUCCACAGGAACAGGCUGAUCGCCGUCACGCAGCCGCGCAGGGUCGCCGCCAUCACGGUGGCGCAGCGCGUGGCCGCCGAGCGCGGCUGCUGCAUCGGCGAGCAGGUCGGCUACGCCGUCCGCUUCGAGGACGUCACCUCGGACACCACCAAGAUCAAGUUCAUGACCGACGGCCUGCUCCUCCGAGAGGCCAUGCUUGACCCUCUGCUGCUCCGGUACAACGUGAUCGUGCUGGACGAGGCCCACGAACGCUCCGUCGCCACCGACGUGCUCUUCGGCGUCGUGAAGGAGGCGCAGCGCCGACGCGCCAAGCAGGAUCUGCCCCUUAAGAUUGUUGUGAUGUCUGCGACGAUGGACGUAGACCACCUGCGGAAUUACUUCGCAGGGCGGCCAGCCAAGCAGGUUGUGCCGGUGGUGUGGGUCGAGGGCCGCGUGCACGAGGUGCAGAUCAAGCACACGACCAAGAGCCACGACGACUACGCCGCCGCUGCGCUCAGCACCCUCUUCCUCGUUCACAAGACAGCGCCUGCCAGCGAGGGAGUCCUCAUCUUCCUCACGGGCCAGGAGGAAAUCGAAGACAUGGCUGCCACCAUUCCUAAAAUCGCAAAGGAGGUUGGAGGCGCUCCGAUGGUCGUGUUGCCGCUGUACGCCGCCCUGCCGCAGGAGCAGCAGGUGCAGGCGUUCAAGCCGGUGGCUGCGACAGUCCGCAAGGUGGUGCUGGCGACCAACAUCGCCGAGACCUCGGUCACCAUCAACGGCAUCAGGCACGUCAUCGACUCCGGCAUGGUGAAGCAAAGGACGCAUUUCGUGGGCACGGGGCUGGACGUGCUCAAGGUGCAGCGAAUCGCGCAGGACCAGGCGUGGCAGCGCACCGGACGCGCCGGAAGAGAGGCCCAAGGCACCUGCUUCCGCUGCUACACCAAAGAGGAAUUCAGUCGUCUUCCGGCGUCGACGGUACCUGAGAUGCUGCGCAUCAACCUGAGCUCGGUGGUGCUGCAGCUGCUGACCAUGGGCGUGCGCAAGGUGGCCGACUUUGACUUUGUGGACAAGCCGAAGCCGGAGGCGCUUCUGUCCGCCGUGCAGCAGCUCAAGGCGCUCGGCGGCGUGCUGGAGGCCUCUAACGAGCUGCAGAUCACGCCGCUCGGACGUCAGAUGGCCGCCUUCCCCAUCGACGCGGCCUACGCUCGCGUCCUCAUCGCCUCUGGCACGCUCCAGUGCAGGGAUGAAAUCGUGACCCUGGUGGCGCUGCUGUCUGGCGAGGGGGUGCUGCAGUCGUCUUCGAGUAAGCGCAACGAGGCGCUGGUGGCGCAGAGCAAGUUCCACUCCGAGUUUGGCGACCACGAAACGCUGCUCAACGUGCACAACGCCUUCACAGCCGCCAAAAACAAAAAGGUUUUUUGCAGGGAGAACCACCUGAGUCUGCGCGCCCUGAGCCACGCGACGCAGGUCAGGGAGCAGCUGGUCGCGCUGUGCGACAAGGCCGGCGUCACUCAGGGCUCGUGCGGCAAGGACCUGACGCAGGUCAGGCGCUGCCUCGUCUCCGGCCUCUUCAGCAACCUCGCCACGCACGCCCGAGACAAGCUCUACGUCACGGUGUCGAACCGUCAGUUCGUGUCGCUGCACCCGUCCAGCGUGCUGUUCGACGCGACCACGCCCCCUAGCUGCGUGCUCUUCUCCGAAUUGGUGCACACAGGCCGCUCGUACAUGCGCAACGUGAGCGUCGUAGACGCCGAAUGGGCCGCCGACGCCCUCCCCUCGCUCAGGCACCGACUCGCUGCCUCCCCUCACGCCUGACCACGCCCCUCCACCUGUGUACGAUAUUAAAAUUGUAUUAUUAAAGAAAGUUUUUGUAAAGAA